AUGGAGAAGAUACAAUUAAAUUUGCAUUGAUUUGGAGAGUGACACCUGUGAACAAACCGUGUGAAUUUCGUUCCACCGAAAAAACGCGCCCGCGACGAGUUCUACAUUAACAAAACACCUCCUGCUCCAAGCGACAUCUACACAGGCUCUCACAAGUUUAAACUCUCGCCGGUUUUCGAGCGGUUCGCCCCUUGUAUAAAAAAUGACACUAGAAGUCACUGUGCGACGGGCAGUUCCUGAAGACUCGAAAUGCAUCAGAGGACUGAUUCAAUGGAGUUUCAUGGGUCAUUCCUAUUAUAUUGAGGAUCUCUACGUGCAACCAUCCUCAAGAAGAACUGGAGUCGGACUGAAAAUUUUCAAAGAAAUAGCAAAGGAUGCAAUUGAAAAUAAUGCGAAAAAGCUUUUCUUCUCUGUCCUCAACUGGAAUGAGCCAGCUAUCAAUUUUUACAAGAAGCUGGGUGCUCUCGAUUACACUGCGGAUAUGACCCUGGAUAUCUACAGGUUCACCAGACCGGCAAUGGAAACUUUAGUGAACGCUGAGUAA
Messenger RNA from Notodromas monacha, 544 nucleotides. NCBI's taxonomy places the organism in Eukaryota, Metazoa, Arthropoda, Ostracoda, Podocopida, Cyprididae. The record is from the annotation of a GenBank genome assembly.